AACGGUAACAGGACAGACCUCAGUCCGCCGCUCUCCGCUGUCAGCGCUGGUCAGGCCGCGCUACUCUUGCAUCUUGCUGCGAUGAUACAACGCAAUGAUGGAAGGAAGGAUUUGGUCCGUAUUGGCGGGCUGUCUGGCGGCAUUGUACGUGCUCAGUGCCGAUGACAAAGUCAGUUUCCCCGGGGAGCACCGGCCGAUUGACAACCUGUCGGAGUCUGCGGCUGGUAACAACAGUGGAGCCGAGGGCGAGGGGCGCCGCGGGGGCAAGAAUCUCCUGGACUGGUUGGGCUUCAGCAUUGGUGGUGAUACCGACCCUUAUCUCUCCAGAGCUAACGCUGCGUGCCUUGAGGGGGAUCUAUCCGAGUGCUUCAAGUCCCGAGCCCUUACCAGUCUGGACGACUUCUUCACGAAAGACGCCUACCAGCUGAGUGAACACACCCGCGUUGUGCGCAUGCCAGGAACACAACUGAGGGCGCUGCAGAGAGAGUCUUUCGAAUACUCGACUGAGCCGCGCGCCGACGACUCAGAAUGGGAUCAGUUCGUCAAGUUUAUAAUGAGAAAGGUCGAGAGAUUUAUCAAGUCGACGGCGAUAGAGGUGAGCGUGCCCAGGGACGUGCUGGCCGAGGAAAGAUACGCUCCUAGGUUCAUAGAUGAGAUUUCGCAGGAGAUCAACAUCCUCGAGAACAAGAGUGACAAUAUUUUAUCCCGUACGAAACUUAAGAAACUUUUCAUCCCGAUGCUGAUAAUCCUGAAACUCUUCAAACUGAAGCUCCUGCUCUUCCUUCCGCUGAUUUUGGGUCUGGCCUCAUUCAAGAAGCUGUUAGGAUUCCUAGCCAUCGUGGUUCCCGGACUGAUCGGCUUCUUCAAGCUGUGCAAGCCCGACCUGCAUGGAGGAUACGGCAGCUACGGACACAGUUCCUUCUACCGCAAACCACAGUUCUCACAUAGGCCACCCAGUUACAUAGUGGAGGGUCCGGGAUACUCUCCCUACUCCAGGGACCAGGACCAGGCCGCCGACAACCGGUAUCCGGUAAGGGAGGACUAUCAGUUCGAGAGUGUAGGAUCCCCCCAGGCUCCGGUUGCCUUCAGAGACGAUGCCCAGGACCUGGCCUACCAGGCGUAUAGAGAUUAUCAGCAACAGAAGUGAGCCUACACGUCCAAUACUGUGUUCAAAAUAAACAAACUAAGUACUAAAAUGUGUCAUACAAUGCCACAAUUAAAACAUAUUGGUAGAUACGGUUCAUUGUUGUUUUAAACUUUUUGAACAUCGAAUGAAUUCUACUUUAGAUUAAUUUUGAAUUGUUAUUAUAUGUGUAAAAUAUGUAUUAAUUUAUUUUUAUAGUGUUUUGUUAUUAUAGGUUAAUAAAUGUACAAAGCUUCAAAUGUA
Molecule: messenger RNA, 1387 nt
Organism: Homalodisca vitripennis (glassy-winged sharpshooter)
Lineage: Eukaryota; Metazoa; Arthropoda; Insecta; Hemiptera; Cicadellidae
Gene: Osi2
Exons: 6
Coding region: 95-1147 (350 amino acids)
Source: RefSeq, a predicted model, not a curated record